This is a messenger RNA of Cuscuta campestris, 3047 nucleotides long. Lineage: Eukaryota; Viridiplantae; Streptophyta; Magnoliopsida; Solanales; Convolvulaceae. The record is from the annotation of a GenBank genome assembly.
ACAACAUUUGCCCUCCCCCCAAUAUUCCAUUCUCUCUCUCUCUUUCCUAGCAAAAGAGAAAAAGAAAAUAUAAUGCUUCCCGGCUUCUCUCUCCCGCCAGAUAUCUGACCACGAUAUCUUCUGUUGGCGAGCGGAUCAUAUCAUAUCUCACCGCCACCCGCACCUCCACACGCGACGGCCAUGUCACCGCCAACCGCCGCGGCCCCCGUAACAAGCGUCUCCGACGGCAUCCUCGUUUGGCCGUUCGGAGGAGGAGUCGAAGGCUUGGACCAAGACGAUUUCCGGGAGGCGGCGUACGAGAUUUUCUUCACGGCCUGCCGCGGGUCCUCCCCGGGGUUCGGCCGUGGAAUCUCGGGUAGCCAACCGGAGGCGUUGGAUGGGAACCACGGAUCGCCCGCAAAGGCGACCGGGCCGGGGGUGGGGAUGGCGGUGACGAGCCGGGUGAAGUGGGUGUUGGGGUUGAAAAUGAUGAAGCGGUUGCCUUCGCGGACCGUCGCUUCACCGUCGUCCCCGAGCGGCCCAUCGCCGGCGCGGGGGAGGAGGCCGAUGACGUCAGCGGAGAUCAUGCGGCGGCAGAUGAGGGUGACGGAACAAAGCGACAACAGGCUCCGCAAAACUCUCCUCCGGACUCUUGUUGGCCAAAUGAACAGAAGAGCAGAGACGAUCAUCCUUCCAUUAGAGUUACUCCGGAACCUCAAACCAUCCGAAUUCAACGACGCCAACGAAUACCAUGCAUGGCAGAAGCGGCAGCUGAAGAUCCUGGAGGCCGGACUCCUCCGCCACCCCUCCACCCCUCUCGAGAAGUCCAACCCCCACGCUGCCCGCUUCAAGGGGAUCAUCCGGGCUGCCGAGGCCAAGCCCAUCGACACGGGGAAGAACUCCGAGGUGAUGAAGAGCCUCGUCAACUCCGUCGUGUCCUUGGCCUGGCGUAGCCCGGAUGGGUCCCCCGUGGACAUCUGCCACUGGGCAGACGGCCACCCGCUCAACAUCCACAUCUACGUCGCGCUUCUCGGGUGCAUUUUCGACUUGAGGGACGAGACUCGCGUGCUGGAUGAGGUCGAUGAGCUGCUCGAGCUGAUGAGGAAGACGUGGUUGACGUUGGGGAUCGACAAGUCGAUCCACAACCUUUGUUUCACUUGGGUACUCUUCGAGCAGUACUUCUUGACUGGUCAAGUCGAGAAGGAUCUGCUCAGAGCUUCCCUGGCCAUGCUCUCCGAGGUUGCAAAUGAUGCAAAAAGAGCUGACAGGGAAGCUCUCUAUGUCAAGAUGCUGGCAAAUGUCCUUUCAUUCAUGAAGGAGUGGUCCGAUAAGAAGUUGUCCUCUUACCAUGAAAGUUUCGAUGUGGGAAAUGUUGGCUUACUCGAGAUCGUUAUCCCUUUGUUUUUCUCCAGUGCCAAAAUCUUGGAAGAAGAUGUGCUCGGUUACGCCACUACUCGUGUCGGAAAAGAGGCAUUCACAUUACAAAACUCUACUAGAAGUCGGGUGGAGCAAUACAUUAGAUCAUCAAUUAAACAUGCAUUCACAAAGAUGUUGGAAGGACGGAGCGCAAAUGCCGAAACAUCAGAAUUGAGCGAAACGCUCAUGAAACUAGCCGAUGUGGCAGAGGAAUUGGCAGAGAAGGAAAGGAAAUUCUAUAGUCCGGUGCUGAAGAAAUGGCACCCAGUGGCGGCAGGAGUGGCAUCGGUGGCGUUGCACGACUGCUACGGGACCAUGCUGAAGCGAUACUUGUCGGGCGUGACAUCUCUCACGCACGAAACCGUUCUGUUGUUGCAGAAAGCCGGGAAGCUAGAGAAGGCCUUGUUUGGGAUGGUGGCUGAGGCUUGUGAGGAAUGUGAGGAUGGAGGGAAAGCUAUGACAUGGAAUCCAAAAUCCAAGACAGAACCAUAUGCCCAGUCUGCAGUGGAGCUCAUGAGGCAGGCGAAAGACGCGGUUGACAGUUUCUUCGAAAUUCCCGUUAGCGUCUCCGAGAAUUUUGUCAGAACUCUCGCAGAUGGUUUCGAGCAAAUCGUUCGCGAAUGCGUUAUUUUCGUCAUGUCAUGUGGAUCAAAGAAGAAUUAUGUCCCUGCAUUGCCACCCCUAACAAGGUGUAGCAAAGACUCAAAGUUUUCCAGGCUAUGGAAGAGAGCCGGCGGCUGUAGGGCGGGACUAGACGGUGACAACCCGAUCUCCACCAACGAAGGAAACCACCCACGGCCUUCGACGAGCCGAGGGACACAACGCCUCUACAUCAGGCUCAACACUUUGCAUUACAUACUUUCCCAUCUCAAUUCCUUGGAAAAAUCCCUCUCCUUAAACCCAAGAGUUGUCCCUUCCCCAAGAAGGACAAGCGGCUCUUCCUCUUACUUUGACCAUGCCCGGUCGAUGAUCCACUCCGCCUGCCAGCACGUGUCGGAAGUCGCAGCCUACCGCCUGAUCUUCUUCGACUCCAACAACGUAUUGUACGGCGGCUUGUACCAACGCGGGGUGGAGAGCGCGCGCAUACGCCCCGCGUUGAGGACAUUGAAGCAAAACCUGACGCUCCUAUGCGCGAUCGUCGCAGAAAGGGCUCAACCCGUGGCGAUCAAGGAGGUGAUGAAGGCGAGCUUCGAGGCCUACCUUAUGGUUUUGCUCGCCGGGGGGAGCUCGAGAGCGUUCACCAGGGCGGACCACGAGAUGAUCGAGGACGACUUCGAGCACCUGAAGCGGUUAUUCUACACGUGCGGUGAAGGGUUGAUGGCAGAGGAGAGCGUGGACAAGGAGGCGCAGGCGGUGGACGGGGUGGUGGCGCUCAUGGGCCAAUCCACUCAACAGUUAGUCGAGAAUUUCAGCCUUCUCGCCUGCGAAGCAAGCGGGAUCGGCCUGAUGGGCCCCGGUCAGAGGCUGCCAAUGCCUCCGACGACAGGAAGAUGGCAUAGGUCAGACCCGAACACGAUACUGAGAGUAUUGUGUUACAGGAAUGACAAAAAUGCCAAUCUUUUUCUUAAGAAGACUUUCCAACUGGCCAAGAGGAGAGGUUGAAAAUGCACCAUUUGAGCAGUCACUUUGUACAGCUUGCAGCAUUACAGAAA